Messenger RNA from Centrocercus urophasianus (Greater sage-grouse), 3149 nucleotides. It is a transcript of the gene TMEM59, whose product is annotated as transmembrane protein 59. Lineage: Eukaryota; Metazoa; Chordata; Aves; Galliformes; Phasianidae. Gene Ontology annotation, cellular component: lysosome; late endosome. The record is from RefSeq and is a predicted model, not a curated record. Bases 14 to 991 code for a protein of 325 amino acids. The transcript is spliced from 8 exons. Gene Ontology annotation, biological process: positive regulation of autophagy.
UCAGAGCAGGAAGAUGGCGGCGCGGCGGGCCGGUCUGCUCUGCCUGCCUGCGGCCCUGCUGCUGCUGUGGGCGGGAGGCCGCGCUCGGGCUGCAGGAGUCGUGCCCGCCAGCUCUUCCGAGGCCUUUGACUCCGUGUUGGGCAACACGGCUUCCUGCCACCGCGCCUGCCAGCUGACCUACUCCCUGCACACCUAUCCCAAGGAAGAGGAACUGUAUGCGUGCCAGCGAGGCUGCAGACUGUUUUCCAUUUGUCAGUUUGUGGAUGAUGGCAUCGAUCUGAAUCGAACCAAACUGGAAUGUGAUUCUGCCUGUACUGAGGCGUACUCCCAGUCUGAUGAACAAUAUGCUUGCCAUCUUGGAUGCCAGAACCAAUUGCCAUUUGCUGAGUUAAGACAAGAGCAAUUAAUGUCCCUGAUGCCAAGAAUUCAUCUCCUCUUUCCUCUGACGCUGGUGAGAUCCUUCUGGAGUGAUGUGAUGGAUUCAGCUCAGAGCUUCAUAACAUCCUCAUGGACGUUCUACCUUCAAGCAGAUGAUGGCAAAAUUGUCAUAUUCCAGUCGAGGCCAGAAGUGCAGUAUGUUCCACAGCUUGAUCAGGAGACUGAAGGUACAAGAGGAUCCUUGUCCCUGAGUAAAACAGCUUCAGACCCACAGCCAGGAAGCUCGCAGACGUACCGAGGACUAUUUGAAGAGCAAGGCAAUGAGAGCUUUUUCAAGUGUCUUUCCAUAAAUUCCAGUUGGAUUUUAACCACUACACUUGUCCUGUCGGUGCUGGUGCUGCUCUGGAUUUGUUGUGCAACUGUAGCUACAGCUGUAGAGCAGUAUGUUCCAUCUGAGAAACUGAGCAUCUAUGGAGAUCUGGAAUACAUGAAUGAACAAAAACUGAACAGAUAUCCAUCCUCUGCACUUGUUGUGGUUAGAUGCAAGACUGAGGAACAUGAAGAAGCAGGACCUCUUCCUACAAAAGUUAAUCUGGCUCAAUCAGCAAUUUAAAUAAGCCUCCAUUGGAUUGAAUAGACUAAUUCUAACUGUGCUAGCAACUCCUGAUUGUUUGUGGUGGUUCUUCAGAUAAGAAGCUUAGCAGCAAGUCUUUAAAUGCAGAUAAAAUUACAGAAUCAACAGAUGUCAUGGUUUUUUUUUCCCCUCUAGUAGUGAAGAUUCAGACACCUUGAAUUUGUUUCCAGACAUAAUCACUUUCCACUGGUGUUUGCUCUGUGUCUUUUUGCUUACAGAAGCUGUAAGCACGCUUUCCAUGUUUCUGCCAUGACACUUUCAAACUUAUUUGUGUAUUCUAGGAUAUACUGUGUACAUUCAAGAGUUAGCUCUGUAAAGAUAUAAGAAAUUUUAAGUAGGCAGGAGAUGCCUUUUUAGUGUUGCACUUUCUGUUGUAGUUAAGAGAAAAUAUUAUAAAAUUAUCUGCUGUUCUUUUUUUGGGGGGUGGGGGGUACCUGUGAAUGUUCAUGCGCAAACAGCCCUUUCUCCAAGAACAGAAAUCUAUUUUUUCUACCGUGUGGCAAUAUCCAGGAUGGAAAGCAUUUGUGAAGUACUGUAGGCUAGAACUCAGUUUGUGGAAGGUGGAAGAUGUGUUAAAAACAUGUGGGCAUAUGCUUUCACAGACAGAACAUUACAUGGUUAAUUAAAUGUCAGACUGUAGCCUUUACAUCUCAGAUUGCUUGUAAAAUUAGAGCCUGUGUUUUCCGAAGGAAUUCUACUUUCUGUUCUUGAUCAACUGUUCUAGUCUUGUAACUUCAUUUACAGAAACAAGGUGAUUCCUGAGAAAUGAGGACAGGUGAAUAAAAACGACUGUAUAGGAAUUACUGACUGUACAGCCUUUAGCUGUGGUUCGUUAUUGCUUUGCUCCAUCUGAAAGGCUGGCAUUCCUCCCGUUGGCAAUGUGAGCUGAUUUUGCUGUGUGUGAUUCACUAAUACAACACCUAACAGUGUCCUUCACAUUUCUAAUGUAUUUUGUUGCCAUUCUUUUCUUUGAGGAUUUGGCUAUAGCAGAUGUAUGAUUUAUUUUAAGGUCUCUUUGUAAGCAUUUGAUAGAAUGCAUGACGCCCAGCUCAUCAGCAUGGUUUGUUGGUUGUACCAACUCUGGUGAAAGUUUAAAAACAAGCAAACAAACAGCUGUCUUCCAGUUUUGAGUUCUGGUGAAAAUCUGAGAUUCUGGGGAGUGCAGUCCAUCGUUCCCUUUCUGUUAGAUCUGGUUCAGUAGCCAUGGCUGAUGUGGCUGCUGGUUGUGUGAGCUGCAGGUAAUGAUCCGUGCAGGAACGUGGUGGUUGCCUAUACAGUGCUGCUGGAAGUUGUGUCUUAGGUGCACUGAAGCAAAUUUUCUGUCAGUGAAUUAUAAGAGUAUGCAGAGGUUUGUUUUAAACAGGCACAUAUGGGUGUACAGUAACUGUAAUAUGAAGUCUUAACUUAGUAGUACCUCUGGAUGUUAAAUUCUUCAGUGAGCAACACUGCAGCCCUGAAAACUGAGUGUGGGCAGCCAUGGACGUGUACCUUUCUUUGUGUGUUGGUGGCAUUACUAUAAGGCCUCAAACCCUCCUGUUCUGAAAACCAUGUGUGUGUUCAGAAUGCUGUUCCACGGCGUAACAGCAAUGGGAAAUCCCUGCUGUAGUGACUGGGCUGAGGCACACAGCCUCAGAAUGCAGCCCUGUGUCAGUACUGAGUGCCAGCGUUCUGCUGCCGGUGGGAUCAGGUGUGAUGUGUGCAAAUGGCUGUUUAACAACUUGUAAGCAUGGGCUUGGCAAUUGUAGCCCGUGUUCUCAGCAAUACUUUGUUCUGGAAAGCCUUUAGCAAUCCCUUUAAUUCUUGUAAUUGAGUAAGUGACAUAUAGAUGUGUUGGAGUCUGUUAAAAUAUUUGAACUUACUGUUGCAUGUAGUUGCAGAGGGAGUGUUAUGGCUUCACUAAUCCAUGGCUAUUUCUGUGUUUUAAAUAUGUACAUUACAGCCUCUGUUACCUUGAUGAUUUCUUCUCAUAAUCGUGAAACUUUCCCUCCUGUUCCAAAAUGUCUGACUUUAUUGCUUACAUUCCUAGGUUUGAAUUAAACAAACUCUGCUUUCAUUUGGCAUUGUGUCUGCCUACAGGUCCACAACAAAGGGAGAAAACUCAACAAAUAGAUCAAAUAAAAGUUCUGUGUGUUUUGUC